Messenger RNA from Exophiala xenobiotica, 2175 nucleotides. RefSeq lists its product as uncharacterized. The coding region runs from base 1 to 2175 and encodes 724 amino acids. The record is from RefSeq and is a predicted model, not a curated record. NCBI's taxonomy places the organism in Eukaryota, Fungi, Ascomycota, Eurotiomycetes, Chaetothyriales, Herpotrichiellaceae. The transcript has a single exon.
AUGUCACCUUCUGAGGACAUCAACGAUUGCUUUGUCGUUUCGGAAGGCCCUGCAAGACCACCUCAAGUCGAAAAAGGUGGUUACGAUCUACGAUCUAUCCCGAGGAGGAGUUCAAGUGCACCUUGCAAGACGAUGGGAAAUCCCCCGCAAAAGAGUCAGUUCCGCGUGGAGGUGAAAAACCCACCCACUGAAGCUUCGCCCAGCGAUGGAUCAGACGAAAGUGCAGACGACAGACCAUCGGACCGCGAUUACGAGCAUGAAGAGACAAAAGCAUCGUCAAGAGUACUCAAGAAGAAAGACCAAAAGUCGCAAUCUUCGGCACAUCAGCCUACCGAAAAGGGGAAAGAUUCCAAAAGCCAUGCCAACAAGGAUGACAAGGCAGCCAAGCCAAAGAAGCGCAGACUACCGCAAAACGUGACGGCUUGCCAUGAAAUCAUCAAUCAUAAAUUCAAACAGACCAGCGAGUACAAAGCCAAGGUCAAAGCUCGUGGGGAGGAGAUCAGCAGACUGAAAGAUGCAAAAGCAGAGCAAAAGAAAACCAUCCGACAGCUCCGAGAGGAACUCGAAGAAAGCAAUAAGAAUGUCUCCCAGCUCGAGCAGGACAACGAAAAGCUGUACAAUGAGCGAAUGCGUCUGGUUGGCAAGGACGCGUUUCCCCCGGAACCAGAUGAUGCAGUAUCUUCAGAGCUUUGUGAGAUCUUCGCAGAGACAAUGUCCUUCUCGAAGCGCUGGUGUUUGGGGAAAUGGAGUGAGCUUGACGAGGCGCAGAACAAACAAGUCCUAGUCCUUCUUCAGGACCACAAGAGCAUUGUGAACAACGCGUCUGCGCGAUGCGUGCUGGCCGUUCAACAGGGGAAGAUCGCUCCGAGCGUCGUUCUACAAGCGCUCGUCAACUGUGUUAUAUGCAUGGCUACGUUCCAGCGGCCAUUCGCACACCUUCGCAUUGAUACGAAUGACGUUUCCGAUGAUCGUGUCGAAACAUCCAUGAAAUUCAUGCUUGACCUCGCUAGAGCAUCGAAGGAUCAGGCCGAUGCACCAAAAGCAGCACAUAAGCUGAGGGCGGACAUACUCCGUGCUAUUCAAACAGCGCCUUCCGCUUCGAGUGAGCGGCCAUCGUAUCGCGAGCAGGAGUUGAAGAUGCGGGAAUUCCAUGAUCAAUAUUGCACAUUGACAACGAACAGCUUUCUCCAUAAGUGUGAACCGCUCCUCCGAAGCCUCAAUGAUGACGAGGAAAUGACAAGGAGAGAGGAACUGCUCGGUAUUGUCAAAUCCGCAUGGCAACUUACGUGCAGGUUGGCUGUCCAGUACUUUUGCACUGAAGUGUUCUUUCUGGAGCAUUUGGAAGCGGAACACUUCGCCCUUGGCCACGAAAGAUACAAGCCACACCGUGGAAUGAAGUUGAAAGAGGAUAAGAAUGACGAAUUUGGUCGUGAUCCUAAGAAGCUCGGCAUACUCGGCGAACAGGUCGACCUGUUGGUCGAACCACUCAUACGUCGAACGGGCGAUCACAAGGGAAACAAGUAUGACAAGUCCAAGAUUUUGCACAAAGCUGCGGUCUGGGUCGUUGCUCCGAGUGAAGUGCAAGAUCCUCCAGAAACCACAGCCGUUGAGCAGGGCAAUACUGGUCAAUAUGAAAAGGCCGGAUCAACGCACCAUCGUCCACCUGCGCCAGUACAGCCUCCGACGUCCAGAGACCAGUCCCUGGUGUCACCCUCGCGUCAUACUGUCCGUAUGAAGCGGGUAGAGGAAGUAAUUUGGAGCAAUAUGAAACGUAUCGGCAAGGAGUUCAAGUGGGUACCGGUUGAAGACGACAACGAUGGGUAUUCUUCGGAGCCGUCAAACACAGCGCGGGAUUCAACAAGCAUGCUGCCAUUCUCCGAGACACCGAGUCAGGGGAUCAGUCCUUCUUCACAUAUUCCUAUGACGAAGGAGCCAGAGAGUCAAGAUCCAUUACAAGACCAGCUCAAUGGAUUACACGUCACAAGAACCUUCGACACAGACAAGAAGGAGAAUGCUAUGCCCCAAGGAGCUACAAGAAAACGCCAAGCUUCAGAGAGUCGGAAUGCAGGAGAAGCAGGCAUAGAGGCAUGUACGGGCGAGGAACUAGACGGAGAACCAGCCGCGAAGAAAGUGGCAAGUCUCACAACAACCUGGACAACUAGAAAGCAACAUUGA